AAUUUGUGGCAAAUUGAAAAUUUGCAAAAGUUAUAAAAAUAUCUUCUUUUAUCGUUUUCAUGUGAGUCUAGGACUGUUGAAUUACAAAAGAGCAAUGAAGACGCAUACAGUUAUAUUAAUUACUUCAAUUCUGACAUAUUUUGGAGCAAGAUCUUGUUAUGGACUCAUGGAUUGGUUCUUUGGAAAAAAUUCAGAAUCACAGCAUGAAAACAAGCCUGGGCCUGCGAGCAUUGCAACUGGAAAUGUCGCUUUUGAAAUGAAACUGACUGAUGAGAAGUUUUUGUCACAAGCUGGCUUCAAAGAUCUUUCUGCACUAGAUACAUGUCAUCACCAGGUAGUUGCUGAACUGAAGUCCAGCUGUAGCAGUUUGGCAGAGGAAGAUAUUGGUAAACUUGCAGUCCAGUUACUCAACUGUCAGUUACAGGCUGAAAAUAGGCAGACAUUUCCAUGUUAUCCAUCAAUGACAAUAGGAGAAUGUACAAAAGAUAUGGAUCCAACUAUGUGGAACUCGUACCAGAUCGUAAGCAACAGAGCGAGGGCAAUAUGUUACCAGACCAGACAGCAACAGUUCAGGAUGAAUACAGAACUAACUGUCAACAAGAUGUUACAUGCAAGCCAGAGUCAGCUUAAUGCAAUGAAUGAGUUAAAUGAUGGUCAGGAGAAGCUUGGAGCACUGACUAGUGACACAAUGAGAAAGAUGUUUGAAGGCCAACAAGAGCUGGUCAGCAAUGAGCAGCUCAUCAAGGCAGAACAAGCUCAUGUACAGGAAUACAUAGCUAUGAAUUUGAAGGAGUUAACAGAUGAGAAAGCCCUUAUAUCUAGUGGAAAUAAAGCACUUGCUGAUAUGGCAGAACAGAUCAAAGGAAAAUUAGAGAAGACGAGCAGUCAGAUCGCCAGCCAGGACGAGGCACAGAGAGCAGCCCAUGAAGAGAUACUGCAAGAUCUUGCCAACAUGAGGGAGAAGGCGAGAAAGGUUUGGGAAAAGAUAGAUCAGAGCAGUAAAGAUAUGAUGCGACACCAGAAUGAGACAGCUCAGCAGUAUCAGCUAACUCUAGAAAAUCUUCGUAAAGUUAACGAUACAAUCAACUUCCUGUUAAAGACAGUGUCUGUGAUGCAACAGGGAUUUGACCAGAAACUUGGCUGGUUUGCGAACAUAUUAGGAGGAACUGGGGACAAGGUGCUUUUCUUGUAUACACUAACAACCCACUUCCUGUUUGCACUAGCUGUUGCCGUGACAAUGAUCUUCUUGCACACCCCCCUGUACUCCAGACUCCUUGUCCUCAUACUGCUGCCUUUGAAUGCAAUCUCUGAGAUAAAGCAGGGCCAGAGUCUCAGCUUCACUAACCUCACUGUACUAGUUCCUGUCAUAGUAGCAGGAAGUUGGUUCUUGAAGGUGUCAGUGAGGAAGUGCCUGGAGAGAAAGAAGUCUUCCAUGAAAGCCAGCAAUGCAAGCCUUGGUCUCUCAAUGUCCCCUAUUGUACCAAGUGAAAGCACAGCAGCAACAACUAUAAAUGCCACUGUUAACUCCACAGACACAUCACAACCUGAAUCAAAUGUAGCUGGUGACUCAACCCGUCAAGAUCUAUCUUGGGAUUAUAACUCAACUGACAUGCCUCAGUUUAUGGAGCCCCCUCAUGACCCACUCUCUACCCCCAUGUACCAGCCUAUGACGCCUAUGCCUGAUGACAGUUUAGUUUUGGGAGAUUUCGGCAUGACACCAAAUAAGGACAAUGUGCACCUAGUAAAGCGCCACCUUUUGGAAACUCUAGAUCACCCAAGUCAAAAGAGAGGAUCCCGUAGUUGCUCCCCUGCACCAAAUAGAAGUCUCAAAGCCACAGCAAAAAACAGGAAUCGUAGUGUAACACCUGUGCGUCCUGCCUCCAGAAACAACAGUCGCUCAUCCACUCCCAAGAAGGCAACCUGUGCAGGGUUUACAAAGGCCGGGGCCCCAUGCAAGCUUACAUGUGUAGAGGGAGGGGAGAUGUGCUACAGACACACAUUUGGAGCAUCUAAGUGAACAUUGCAGUGAAGUUGUCAUAAACAUGAUUGAAUAAAAUCAUUGGUGCCAGGACUACAUAGCAGAGACAUGAAUCAAUAGAAAUAUAAUGGCCUUAGUGGGACUUUAAAACAUAUUUGUCCUUGAAAUUAUCCCUUGAUGCUCAAACAUAUCACAUCAGCCUCAUGUCAGUAGACAGUGGCUUGUUAGAGCCUUGUCAUUGGUCAGUCUUUUAUUCUUAAGUCGCCUUGUUGGAGUCUCAUAUAUGUAUAUGAUACGUGUAUAAGGUUUUAGGAAUCUAUGAUAGACCUGAUCUGAUGCAAGUUGUUUGAAGACAACAACAACAUGUGUUGUCAAUGAAUUAACACAGCAUUAUUUCUAUAAAUGAGUUGAUAAAUAAAAAUAAGUCAAAUUUGCAAUACCAUUCUAUUUAGCUUGUACAUAAAUGAUAAAUGCUUACUUUUGCCAACUUUUUUAUAAUCAUAUUUAUACUAUAUACAAUUCAUGAAUAUAAUUUUGUAAUCAAGAAAGUGAGUGAAUGUAAAUACAAUUUUGCAGUCAAAAUGAUUGAUGUCAGAUCAAGGGAAAUAUUUACUUUUGCCAACUUUUUCCUAAUCAUAUUUAUACUAUGUAAUGCAAUACACAACACGACAGGCCCAUAGCCAAACUUUCCAAGUGAUUUGGGUUAUUUUUGAGUCAAAAAAGAGCCCCCCUAGAUUUAAAAAAAGUGAACCUCCUUGGCAAAUCCUGGCUAUGGGCCUGCAUGAAUUUAAUUAUGUAAUCAAGAAAAAUGAAUGUACAUGGAUAUAAAACAGAUACAA
Messenger RNA from Owenia fusiformis, 2817 nucleotides. The record is from the annotation of a GenBank genome assembly. Lineage: Eukaryota; Metazoa; Annelida; Polychaeta; Sabellida; Oweniidae.